UAGAAACAAUAUUGGGGUAGUUUUUGAAUAUUAUUUUAGAUUCAUGGCUCUUUCAAUGCCUAGAAUUGAGAGCGAAGAUUUUAAUAAUUUGUUUAAUAUGACAAUGAGAGGUAAAUGGGAAGAAGUAGUGAAAAUAUACGAGAGAGAUCCAAGCGCUCACAAGGUGAGGGUUACAAAAACAGGUGGGACAGCAUUGCAUGUGGCGGUGACGGAAGAUAAAGAAGAGAUCGUUUCAAAACUUGUGGAAGUUAUUUCGAAAUAUGACAAAGAAGCUCUUAAAGUUCCAAACCACAGUGGCUACACUCCUCUUCACCAUGCAGCUUCAAACGGGAGUAGAACCAUGUGUAAGUGCAUCGCCGAGGCUUAUCCUUCGCUGGUCGACGCUCGAACGAAAAACACAGAGACACCUCUGUUCAUUGCAGCUCUACAUGGAAAGAGGGGUGCCUUCUUCUACCUCCAUUCCAUAUGCUCGCCCAACUCCGACCUUCGUUAUUCUUAUACCAGGAGACCGCAAGAUGGUACCACUAUUCUGCAUGCUGCAAUAGAUCGGGAGUACUUUCAUUUGGCAUACCAAAUAAUUUACUUAUAUGAGGAUCUUGUUGAUUCUGUGAAUGAGAACGGAUUAACGCCACUCCAUAUUUUGGCCACUAAAUCAUCCGCCUACAAAAGUGGUAGUAACGCUGGAUUAUGGAAGAGACUCAUUUAUGAAUGUAUUAUUGUGAAGAAGCUGAAAGCAGAUCCAUCAAAUCCCCAAUCCCACGAAUCCGAGGACAGAGAGAUUAAUAUCGUUGAAAAAUUGUUUUCAUCAGCGAAUGAACAAGAAGGAAGCUCCGCAACUGAUGUAGAGAACCCGGCCAGGAAAGACCAUACAGGGUCCCAAUCAACAACUCCUAGCGCUGAACGGAAUCGCAUAUCUCAGGCUGACUAUGGCAACUUCUUGCUGGGAUUCUUGCUGAUCAUUCUUGGAAUGGGAUCAAAGAGGAUAGUAAGAUCCCUACAAGAGUUAAAGGAACUGAAAAAGAAGCAUAAAUGGUCAUUUCAAGUCAUGAAUGAACUCUUCGAUCGUUCUAAAAUAAUAUACAAACACGUACAUAGUGGAGCUGAUAGAGGAGAACUACCACCCCUGCAGGAAGAGGAAAGCGACCUUAUUGCAACAGUUGGGAUGGUGGAUCAAGGCUUAAAAACCGAAAGCAUCGUAUUAAUUGCGGCAAAAAACGGGGUGUCGGAGAUAGUUGAGAGAAUCUUGAAUGAAUAUCCAGUGGCCAUCCAAGAUAGGAACGAAGAAAGGAAGAAUAUACUCGUACUGGCAGCUGAGAACAGGCAAGCCAGCGUAUAUAAUCUGUUAAUAAGUAAAGACAUGCUGAGAGAGAGUAUAAUUAGGAAAGUGGAUAGAAAUCAGAAUAGCGUAUUGCAUGUUGCUGCAGUCUAUUCAAAAGAUAAACCCUGGCCUAUUCCUGGUGUUGCUUUUCAAAUGCAGUGGGAAAUUAAAUGGUUUCAGUUUGUGAAAGCCUCUAUACCACCUGGUAUUUCUCUUCGCCCGAACAGCAAGAACGAAACCCCAGAAGAAGUUUUCUCAAGAACCCACGAGGAUCUCGUCAACCAAGGCAGAGAGUGGCUGAUAAAGACCUCGGAAUCAUGCUCCGUGGUGGCCGCCCUCAUCGCCGGAGUUGGUUUCGCCACCUCGGCUGCCAUCCCAGGAGGUACGCUGGGCGACACCGGCAAACCAGUCUUUGAAAAUGCGGCGGCUUUCGAUGUCUUCUCCAUCUCGUCACUCAUCGCCCUCUGCUUCUCAGUCACUGCCUUGGUCAUGUUCCUGGCUAUCCUCUCGUCGCGAUUCCAGGAAAAAGAUUUCGAUAAAGACCUGCCGGGGAAGCUUUUGCUGGGUUUAUCAUCGCUUUUCGUGUCCAUUGGGGCCAUGCUGGUUUCUUUUUGUGCAGGCCACUUUUUGAUGGUUGAAGACAAAUUCAAAUACGCUGCAUUUCCUGUGUAUGCCAUAACAUGCCUUCCCGCUUCUAUUUUCGCCGCUGCACAGUUUCCACUCUACUUUGAUCUUGUACAGUCUACUUUCAAGAAUCCCUUUGAUCAUUUGCAUCGAUACAAAUAAAUUAAUCAGGCACUGCUAUCUAGCUCUUGGAUGGAAGCACUUUUGUUUUCUUGUUUUUCUUUUUUCUUUUUGUUUUGUUUUGUCUUCUUUUUUUGUUUUUGGAACAGUUUGGUUUUGCAAAAAAUUGCCACUUGG
Molecule: messenger RNA, 2239 nt
Organism: Ziziphus jujuba (common jujube)
Lineage: Eukaryota; Viridiplantae; Streptophyta; Magnoliopsida; Rosales; Rhamnaceae
Exons: 8
Coding region: 44-2104 (686 amino acids)
Molecular function (GO): protein binding
Source: RefSeq, a predicted model, not a curated record